Molecule: messenger RNA, 201 nt
Organism: Schizosaccharomyces osmophilus
Lineage: Eukaryota; Fungi; Ascomycota; Schizosaccharomycetes; Schizosaccharomycetales; Schizosaccharomycetaceae
Gene: new25
Product: Schizosaccharomyces specific SAP domain containing protein
Exons: 2
Coding region: 1-201 (66 amino acids)
Source: RefSeq, a predicted model, not a curated record
AUGAAGGUAUCUAAAGCGUUGACGCUUACAUUUGCAGUCGUGGCCUUUUCGCCUUCCUCAAAAUCAGCUCAUUUAAAAUCCUGGUCUAAACGGCAAUUGAUUUUGUACUGCGAAAGAAACGGUUUAGACAGCUCCGGCUCGUACAUGGAUUUACUCACUCGUGUUGAGGAGCAUCAAAAGUCCAAUGCUUCAGCUGACUAA